This is a messenger RNA of Phalaenopsis equestris, 747 nucleotides long. RefSeq names its product phospholipase D delta-like. Lineage: Eukaryota; Viridiplantae; Streptophyta; Magnoliopsida; Asparagales; Orchidaceae. The annotation marks the transcript as partial. The transcript is spliced from 3 exons. The record is from RefSeq and is a predicted model, not a curated record. Gene Ontology annotation, cellular component: plasma membrane. Gene Ontology annotation, molecular function: D-type glycerophospholipase activity. Gene Ontology annotation, biological process: phospholipid catabolic process.
UGCCAUCCUUUGCAGGCCCAAACAAUGGAGAUGAUGUACAGCAUUGUCGCGCAGCAACUCAAAAGCAUGGAACUUGAAGCUCACCCACAAGAUUACCUGAAUUUCUACUGUCUUGGUAACCGAGAAGAACUGCCAAAAAGUAGGGAGCAGCCAAGUGGUGAACCUUUGGAGAAAAGUUCAGCGGCUUCAUCCCAAAAGUUCCGGAGAUUCAUGGUGUAUGUUCAUGCAAAAGGGAUGAUAGUAGAUGAUGAAUAUGUUAUUUUGGGUUCCGCUAAUAUCAACCAAAGAUCUCUAGCUGGCUCCAGAGAUACCGAAAUAGCCAUGGGUGCUUACCAACCCCACUACACCUGGGCUGAGAAGAAGAAGCACCCACAUGGCCAGAUUUAUGGAUACAGAAAGUCGCUAUGGGCGGAGCACUUAGGCCUAGUGGACGACCGAUUCAACGAACCCAACAGUCUCGAUUGCGUGAGAUUUGUGAACCAAAUCGCCGAACAGAACUGGAAGAAUUAUGCGGCGGAGGACGCGAAGCCGUUGAGAGGUCAUCUUCUCAAGUACCCAGUGAAGGUGGAGGCUGAUGGUAAGGUUGGCCCCUUACCAGAGCAGGAAACCUUUCCUGAUGUUGGUGGUAAGGUUGUGGGAGCACUCACUUCUCUGCCUGAUAGUCUCACAACUUAGUUUUUCAGUGGUAAGUUUGAAUUUUCUUCAGGAUUUGGUUUGUCAAUAUUUUAUUUGUUUUAUUUGAGGGAA